This is a messenger RNA of Phycodurus eques (leafy seadragon), 1020 nucleotides long. RefSeq names its product carcinoembryonic antigen-related cell adhesion molecule 5-like. Lineage: Eukaryota; Metazoa; Chordata; Actinopteri; Syngnathiformes; Syngnathidae. The record is from RefSeq and is a predicted model, not a curated record. The transcript is spliced from 5 exons. Bases 1 to 1020 code for a protein of 339 amino acids.
AUGACUAGAUACGACACGGCCCUUUUCAACUACGUCCCGGUGGCGAUGCUAAGCGAGGAGGGAAUUCUAUUUUCUGGCGCCAUCCAGGUCCGGCCGUCCUCCAACCCCGCCGCGGUCGGGGACACCCUGACGCUGUCCCUUUCACCGGCUGCCGAUCUGAGGGGGGGAAGCUGGGCGGUGGGCGACUCCCUUAUCAUCACCUGGCUUGGGGACCAGCAAGCGGUUUUCCCCAACCACAGCGGCAGGGCGUCGGUGAACGUCCGCACGGCCGCCCUCACCCUCAUCUCGCUCACCCUGGAGGACUCGGGAGUGUACGUGGUGCAGAGCAGCGAUCCCCUGCUUAUGGCCAAUGCCUCUGUCACUCUUCUGGAGCCCGUUUCAAAUGUGACGCUAGGGGCGAAUCAAAGUCACCUGAUGGAGUCUGCCCCGGCGGUGGUCACGUGCUCCGUCUCCUCGGGAUCCUCGCCCUCUUUCCUGUGGUUCAAUGGCAGCUCGGAGGUGAUGGCCGACGAAAGGGUCGUGUUCUCCGACGGAAAUUCAACUCUGUCCGUACAUAACAUGAGCCGCUACGACCGCGGCCCAUUCAGGUGCUUUGCAUUCAACCCCGUCAGCAACGCCACCAGCGACCCAUUGACCUUCACCGUCAACUACGGCCCGGACAACAUGGCUCUCACGGUCAAUGGGCAGCACGCCACUUCUUUUCUGAGCGGAACCAACCUGACCGCGCUGUGCUCAGCCCAGUCCGGUCCUCCGGCCCUGCUUCGCUGGGCUUUCAAGGGCCGGUUUCUAAACGUCACAGGCCCGUCAUUAGAACUGGUCGACUUCAACCAGGACCACAGUGGACCUUAUUCUUGUCUGGCCUUCAACAAGGAAACCAACAGGAGGAGCAACAUCACCAAAGACAUCCUCAUAAAUAAGUCCCAUACGCCAUCAUUGCAACAGCACGGAUUUCACGUGGGGAUCCUUUCCAUGAUGCCGUGGCAUGGAUUGCUCCUGUCCAUACUCUGUAAGAGAUCUUGA